UUAAGUUGCCGUUUGGUUAUGUCUUGUUGAUAAUAGUAUUUAGGCUUAACAUGUCGACAGGCAGUUCUGCCAGUGGUUAUGUCGCUGUUAACGGAGCGUUGAGUUAUCAAGGUGCCGACGUUGAGUACGAAUGUUCCAUUUGUCCAGAACACAAGAAAGGAAAGGCUACGCACUAUUGUGGAAAAUGUGGUCAAAAUUAUUGUGAUGAAUGCAUUUCCCUUCAUAAGAAACUCCACAAAGACCACAGGGUUCAAAACGAAAGCCAACAGCAUCUUUGGGGACCAGAGAUUACCGACACUGAUCAAACGUCUUAUGGUAGUUACAUUUCAACGCCAACAGACAAAGUGCACAGUACAAGGAGAAAAGAAGUGCAACGACACCAAAACCACGCAAGCAGAACUCAGCGUAGACGUAGGCAUGGAUCCUACGACACCGAAGAUAAUACGUCUAGUGCGAGUAAUUUAUUCAAAAUGGGCACGAUGGAAUCAAAGGAAAAGACGUGUCAGUGGUUAAACGAGAACUGCGACGUCAAACCGCCCUCUGACAAACGAACAAUCAACCGUGUAAUCCAUUGUAAACAUUAUAAAGAAGUCAAUAUUUACAAGGACAGCCAAUACCCAAAACAGAAGAACAUUCCUCCAGUGCGCGAAAGGAGAAGGGAUGAUGUUUUUGUACAGGAACAAGAGCAGGCAAGUCUUCGCGAUGUUAAUACACCGAGUGACGUUUCUUCAUUGGGACAAUCUAGUGAAAUGGGCAACGACGACAAGAUCUCUGAAGUUACUAAUGCUUGUACUAGUAUUAAAACUCCGACACCAUUACCUAAGAAAGGAAACGAACACUUGAUAAUAAACCCUGAGGUCAACCCAUGCCAUAUAACAGGUGUAUGCGUGUUACCUGAAGGCAGCCUUAUCCUUGUUGACCAGGAAAACUUCAGAGUUAAGCAGUUUGACCAACAUUUAAAUUAUGUCUCUUACUACCUGUUUUACGAGCAUCCAUGGGACGUUUGCGCGGUGGAACAUUCUGAAAUGGCUAUAACGGUGUAUCAACCUAGGGUCAGGCAGGAGAUUUACGUGAUGUCAGUGAGUGGUCGACGAAUUCGUGAGAAAAAGGUCAUUAGAGCGAAGCACAACCAUUGCAGGGGCAUUGCCUACCACGAUAAGAAGUUGUAUGUUGGCCAUGUUCGCAUAGUAAGCAUAUAUUCUAUGGCGUCAGGAGAGGUACUUAAUGAUAUAUUUGUCGACACUGCACCUCGAGGCUUUACUGUGCGAGGUCUUGCGUUAAGUCUAGAUGGAGAAAUGCUUUAUGUUACGGACUUUCAAUCAAGUAGUUUAAUUACGUUUGAGAAGAGCAAACGUUACGUGACCUACAACAAUCUCAGUACCAGAUUGAUUGUGUCACCAAGCGGUGUUUGUGUGUCCAGGUCUGGUGGCCGUGUGUUUGUAUGUGACAGCUUCACCCACGCAAUCCUGGAAGUUGAUAGACAAGGAAAGCGUGUGAAAGGAACAGUAGGCUCUGCUGUCGAUCCUAGGGCAAUUUGGUUUGAUGAGCGAAACAAUCGGCUCUUAGUGGGACAGAAAAAUAACAAUGUUUUAAUCAUUUAUCUAUAGUGAUUUAGUAUACCAAAACAAUGUUUUGUUUAUAACUGUUAUUACUACUUAAUUAUCUUAACUCAGGAAACGGUACGAUUGUGAUACAUGGCAUCUUAUUUUAUAGAUGUUGACGUAUUAACAACUGAGUUAAAAUAACUAACUGUAGUUUAAGGGUACAAUGUGAAGCCCAUUUGUAAGAGCCAGACCUUUUAACAACUAGAUCAUUAUUACAUCACUCAACCUUAUAAUACAUGUUUGUAUGGACCCAUCAUCCCAAGUACAAAAGUGCAAUGUACUCUCAAUGAAGGACUCGGAUCGUUUAGAUAUACUUAUAAACUAAAAAAUCAAUCUGAACUAUGAAGACACCAAAUAAGGUCUCCCUCAUGUUAUUCAAGUGGAGACAAAUUGUUUUCACGCGAAUGUCUUUCCGUCCGUCCGUCCGUCCGUCGGAUGUUUCGAGACGACCUCAAGACCCACAUCCUAUACGAACUGGCUCAAGGUCAGAGUUCAAGGUCAAAUAUUCGGGCCAUAGAUUUCUGUCCGCUUCAUAUGUCCGCUUGAAAUAUCGUUAUGAAACUCGGGUUAAAAGUUCACCUAGUAGAAACAAAGUGAAUAACCCACAUUACAGGUGUGCAGGUUUAAGGCCAAGGUCACUGUUUAAGGUUAAAUAUGCGAGCAAUAUAUUUGAUGUCGGCUCAAUAUCUUCUAAACCCCUCAAAGGAUUUUCAUGAAACUUGAGUAUAAUGUUCAUCGCAUUGAGACAACGUGCAUUACCCACAUUGUGUAUACUUUCGUGUACUCUCUGUAUGGCCGUUGAACGAUUUUCAUGAAACUCGGGUCAAAUAUUUACAUAUAUUCAAUGCCAAGGUCACUGCUCAAGGUCAAGUUUGAUGCACUGAGUUUGUGUCCGCUACUUUCCAUAACAAAUGAAAAAUUCCUUUCAACUGUAUAAAAAUAAUACAAUAAGCAUGAUUUACUCAAAUUAAUAAAAAAAAAACAACAACAACAUAAUCUUUGGUUUGUUUCACAAUGGUUAUUCAGUGCACCUUGAAUUAAAACUGUCUGCCUGUGAUAGUGUUGUAUCCGCUUCAGUGAUGUUCAUUACACAUGUGUCCAAUGUUCACUUCAUAUAAAAACACCCACACUCCACUUAAUAUCUUCCAAGGACAAUGUCGUGGAACAGAAUGAGACAAGUGUGGGAGGGAUUUCUUAUUUAACAUUCAUGUACACUGCAUGCGGCUGAUCGAUUAAAAAUGGCGGCUUGAACGUAUUUUUUGAGGGGAGAAGUGUUGCUGCUUCCUUGAUAUCACACGAAUAUGAAUAAAAUGGUAUAAUAUAUGUACAUAAUGAGCAACUGUAGCCAAUAGACUAUUUUCAGUACAAAUAUCUGCAAAUAAAUCCACAAACAUUACGUUGAAAAUAUUCUUCUAA
Messenger RNA from Mya arenaria, 3020 nucleotides. RefSeq lists its product as uncharacterized. The record is from RefSeq and is a predicted model, not a curated record. The coding region runs from base 51 to 1607 and encodes 518 amino acids. NCBI's taxonomy places the organism in Eukaryota, Metazoa, Mollusca, Bivalvia, Myida, Myidae. Gene Ontology annotation, molecular function: zinc ion binding; protein binding. The transcript has 2 exons.